This is a messenger RNA of Cryptomeria japonica (Japanese cedar), 2021 nucleotides long. Its product is annotated as probable LRR receptor-like serine/threonine-protein kinase At3g47570. Bases 143 to 1456 code for a protein of 437 amino acids. The record is from RefSeq and is a predicted model, not a curated record. The transcript has 2 exons. Gene Ontology annotation, biological process: protein phosphorylation. Gene Ontology annotation, molecular function: ATP binding; protein kinase activity. Lineage: Eukaryota; Viridiplantae; Streptophyta; Pinopsida; Cupressales; Cupressaceae.
AGAUAUAUCUGGAAAUUGACUCACUGGUGUCAUUCCAUAUUCUCUAGGAGACUGCAAAGCAUUAGAACAUCUAAAUCUCUCCCACAACGCCUUUGUAGGUCCAAUACCAAAUUCACUAUCCAAAUUAAAAAAUCUCCAAGAAAUGGAUCUUUCUUUCAAUAAUUUUUCAGGGCAGAUUCCAGAAGCAGGUUUAUUUCCAAAUAGAACUGUUGCAACACUGUUAAUGGGGAAUCCUGGCCUAUGUAGCCCGAAAAAAUAUUCAUUGUCUUCAUGCCCAAAUCAAACUGAGGAAAAACAGUCCCUGCUCAAAAAAAUAGUCUUAUCAGUUGUUGGAACCAUUGUAUUUGUAUUAUGCUGCUUCAUUAUAGGAAUUGUUUGCAGGCAUAAACAUUCAGGGCAACUAACCCGUCCCUCAAGCUUUAUUUUCCGAAGGCUCAACUAUCAAAAAUUUCCUUAUCAAGAUCUUGUCAUUGCCACGUCUGGAUUUGAUGAGUCAAACUUGCUAGGAGUGGGCAACUUCGGAUCUGUCUACAAAGGCAUCUUGAAGGAUGGUAGGGUAAUUGCCAUCAAGACUCUUAAUUUGCAAAAUGAAGAAGCUCUUAAGAGUUUUAAGAGAGAGUGCAAAUUGUUAGGGAGAAUUCGGCACCAUAACCUCAUCAGAAUCAUAAGUGCAUUUUUCUACGCUGAUUUGAAAGGUUUGGUUCUUGAAUUUGCUUGUAAUGGGAGCUUGGAGAAACAUUUGCACCCUGACAGAGAUGAUCAGGGCUUUUAUAAAUUGGGAUUGAGAGAGUGUGUGAACAUUGCUGUAGAUGUAGCACAUGGCAUGGAAUAUUUACAUCAUGAUUGUCCUCUACAAAUUGUGCACUGUGAUUUAAAACCUAGCAAUGUGCUCUUGGAUGCCAACAUGACAGCCCUUGUGACUGAUUUUGGCAUAUCUCGUUUAACUACUACAAAUUCCAUAGACUCAGUGAGUACAACAACAUUUGCACUCAAAGGAUCCAUUGGAUAUAUUGCUCCAGAGUAUGGGUUGGGUGGGAGUGUUUCUACAAAGGGAGAUGUUUACAGUUAUGGGAUUCUGAUAUUAGAGAUGGUUACAAGGAAGAGGCCAAGUGAUGACAUAUUUGUGGGAGACAUGAAUUUGCAAAAGUGGGCGAGGUUGGCUUUUCCAGAAAGAUUGGCAGAUAUUGUAGAUAGUGAGCUAUUGAAAGAUGUGAAUGAAAACACGGAAGACAAUAGAUGUCUUCUUUUUUUUAUUCAUGUUGGUUUGCUUUGUACCGCUGAAUCACCAAGAGAGCGACCUUCCAUAAGAGAUGUAGCCAAUGUCUUGGAAAACCUCAAGACGUCUUUCAUGGGAGCUACAGCUGCUUCUAAUUUGACAUCUACCAUAUCAGACCUCCUGCGGAAUACCAAUCCCACAGAAGCAUUGGCAUCUGAUAGUCAAAGUUCUACAUUUUAGAUGUUUAUAACUCCGAUUAAGAAGUUUUAGUCCUUUAUGUUUUUACUUUCAAGUUUUACUUCCAUCACAAGCUAGUUUUCUUUCCUGUCAAAUCCAGAUGGAGUUAUGUUCUAGUUCUUUGAGCUUGUAAAAUGUUCCAAUUCAUGUGUUUGCACUUUGAGAAAUUGUGAUGUUGUCAAUACAAACUUAUUGGAACAAUGCAAACUGUGUAACACGUCCUAUUUAUACUUUAUUCUCCAAAUAUACUUUAUUCUCCAAGCUCCAAAACAUGAACAAAGAAAAGCUAAAUUAUUAUUGCAGUCGUGUAAUGUUUGUGGGCAGUGGAAGAUGUAAUGUAAUAUUCUUAGUUGUUUCUGAGUUCAGUACAGAAGGAACUCCCAGACUGUAAAAACAUCCCAGCUUAAAGAGCGCAAACUAAGUCCUUUGGUUCUGUGAGUUUGCUUUCCAUUAUUAAUAAAUGAAUGGGAGCUUUGGAAUAGGAUAUGGGCAUCCAUCAAAGCAUUCAGAAAGGGGAAUUUUUAUCAGAUGUUAUAGUUGUAAGUGCUCUAAUAGACAUGUAUGUAAA